Molecule: messenger RNA, 1780 nt
Organism: Leucoraja erinaceus (little skate)
Lineage: Eukaryota; Metazoa; Chordata; Chondrichthyes; Rajiformes; Rajidae
Gene: tmem230a
Product: transmembrane protein 230a
Exons: 4
Coding region: 173-535 (120 amino acids)
Biological process (GO): synaptic vesicle transport
Cellular component (GO): synaptic vesicle; endomembrane system
Source: RefSeq, a predicted model, not a curated record
GGCGACUCUGCAGCGGGAGCAGGCGCCGCCUCCACAGGCUGCAGGGCGGAACCAGAGUGACCGGCUGCUGCGCCGCGUCGGACGCUGCUGGGGCGCGGACAGGAAACGGCGGCGGCGGCGGCAACAGGAGCGGGAGGAUGGAGGCGGUGUACAGCUGUUGACGAGUUGUGUUAUGAUGCCUUCACGUAACAAUGCUACCGCUGGGGUCUCCAGCAGCAAGGUGAAAUACUCCAAACUCGCAGACAGCGAUGAUGGCUACAUUGACCUUCAGUUUAAGAAGCAUACUCCAAAAGUUCCCUACAAGGCAAUUGCUCUUGCCACUGUUCUCUUCCUGAUCGGCACGUUGCUGAUUACAAUCGGUGCCCUUCUGCUGACCGGAUACAUUGACAGUACGUACAGUGACACAACCUGGCCAGUGCUGAUCAUCGGGAUCCUGGUCUUCCUUCCUGGCUUUUACCAUCUCCGUAUUGCAUACUACGCCUCCAGGGGAUACCGAGGUUACUCUUAUGAUGACAUACCAGACUUUGAUGACUGAAUGCAAUUCCUUCCCUUUGGUUGAGUGCUGCAUCUAGUCUCAUCCCAGUCCUAGCAAUGACGGAUUUAAUCAGGAAACUUCAAUUCGCAAUGGCAGAGGUUGACCUAAUUGAAUUGCAGCUACAACGUAAUGAUGCUGUGAGCAGUGGUCGCUUUGCUCUGUUGCGACUCCAUUUUCAGAUGCUCUGAUUCAAGUAUUUCCAGUUGUUCCUUUUGAAGAGGUUUUCAGAGUACUUCUCGUUCACAUUAAAGAUAUGUGUAGUUUUGACCGUCAUAUACGGGUGUGUUUCCACCAGGUCCCUAUCCGAAUCAAACUUAUGUACUCUACCCCCUUAUGAAGCAAAGGGCAUUGGCCCAAGACUCCAAAUCUCUUCCCCAAAAAAGUGACCAUGUCAGGGUGAUCCAAACAGCAGAGAGAACCAAUGCUGUAUCUCUGAGGCAAGAAAGGCUUUAACAAGAUUAUCUGUUUCUCAGAGCAACAGAGAGUACAUUGAAUGAAAAAUAUUGCCCCAUUCAUUAGAAUCAUAGUCAUACAGCACAGAAACAGGCGCUUUGGCCCAACUUGACCAUGCAAACCAAGAUGCCCCAAUUACACUUGGCCCAGCUCCCUGCAUUUGACCCAUACCCCACUAAACCUCUCCUAUCCAAUUAGAGUAAGGCCUAAUCAUAUCAUUAGCCUAAUAAACAUUUUUUUUUAUGUUGAACUUGCAUAUAUAUAUUCUACUAAAUUUAAUUCAGCUCGAGAAUCAGAUGCAUUUAUGACCAAUACUGCAAUAUAGCAAAAUUUGUGCAGAAUCUUGUUGUGAAUUCUGUGGGUGGGAAUGAUAGGAGCAGAAUUAGGCCAUUCAACCCAUCAAGUCUACUCCACCAUUCAAUCAUGGCUGAUCUAUCUCUCCCUCUCAACCCUAUUCUCCCGCCUUCUCCCCACAACCCCUGACACCAAUACAAAUCGAGAAUUUGUCAAUAUCUGCCUUUAAAUUUUCCAUUGACGUGGCCUCCACAGCUUUCUGUGGCGAUGAAUUCCACAGAUUCACCACCCUCUGACUAAAGAAAUUCCUCCUCAUCUCCUUAAAAGAACAUCCUUUUAUUCUGCGGCUAAUACCUCUGGUCCUAGACUCUCCCACUAGUCCUCCUCACGUUCACUCUACCCAGCCUUUUCAUUAUUUGAGUUUAAUGAGUUUUCUGAAUUAAACACUUUGCUACAUGGAGCUUCUGGCUUUCUGGGCCAUUUCAGGUAGUGGGAGGG